AUGAGUGAGAUCAAGACUCAACACGAAGUGUCCAACCACGGUGGUAAAACCGCCUUCAAGGAUUACGUUGGUAAAUUCGCCCACAUCGAAGACCCAUUGGAGAGAAGAAGAUUGGCUUUGGAGGAAAUCGACAAUGCUGGUUUCGGAUGGACCCAAGCCAAGAUGAUCUUGAUUGCCGGUGUCGGUUUCAUGACUGACUCCUACGAUAUCUUCGCCAUUAACCUUGGUACUUCCAUGUUGGCUCACGUCUUCUGGAAGGGUAAGAUUCCUGACUCCACCAUGACCUUGAUCAAGGUCUCCACCUCCGUUGGUACCGUCAUCGGUCAAGUUUCCUUCGGUUUCAUGGCUGAUGUUGUCGGUCGUAAGAAGAUUUACGGUUUGGAGUUGAUCAUCAUGAUCAUCGCCACCAUUCUUCAAUGUUGUCUCGGUUCUUCUCCUGCUAUUAACUUCGUUGCCAUCUUCGCUACCUUGAGAGUUCUCAUGGGUAUCGGUAUCGGUGGUGACUACCCAUUGUCCUCUAUUAUCUCUUCCGAGUUCUCUACCACCAAGUGGAGAGGUGCCAUCAUGGCCGCAGUUUUCUCUAACCAGGGUUUGGGUCAAUUGUUUGCCGGUAUCGUCGCUUUGGUCCUUGUCUCUGCUUACAAGUCUGACUUGGAGUUCGCCAACACCUCUGCUCAGUGUGUGGGUAAGUGUAUCAAGGCUAACGAUCAAAUGUGGAGAAUCUUGGUCGGUUUCGGCUGUGUUCCCGGCUGUAUCGCUUUGUACUACAGAUUGACCAUUGCUGAGUCCCCUCGUUACGAGUUGGAUGUUUCUGAGCACGACAACUUGGAGAAGGUUGCCCACACUGAGGCUGCUUUGGAUGCUGCCGCUGAGGACAUUGCCCCACCAAAGGCUUCCUUCAAGGACUUCUGGGCUCACUUCUCUCAAUGGAAGUACGGUAAGAUUUUGAUUGGUACUGCUGGUUCUUGGUUCUUCUUGGAUGUUGCUUACUACGGUUUGGGUUUGAACUCUGCUGUCAUUUUGACCACCAUCGGUUACGCCUCCUCUCCUAACGUCUACAAGUCCUUGUACAACCAAGCUGUUGGUAACUUGAUCUUGAUUUGUGCUGGUUCCUUGCCAGGUUACUGGGUCUCCGCUGCUACUCUUGACAUCAUUGGUAGAAAGCCAGUCCAACUCGGUGGUUUCAUCAUCCUUACCGUUCUCUUCGUUGUUCUCGGUUUCGCUUACAACAAGAUCAGUGACCACGGUAAGUUGGCUCUUUACGUCCUUGCCCAAUUCUUCCAGAACUUCGGUCCUAACACCACCACUUUCAUCAUCCCUGGUGAGAUUUUCCCAACCAGAUACAGAUCUACUGCUCACGGUUUGUCUGCUGCUUCUGGUAAGAUUGGUGCUAUUGUUGCUCAAACUUGUAUCGGUACUUUGAUUAACCACAACUGUCCUGCCAACAAGAAGAACUGUUUCUUGCCUCACGUCAUGGAGAUCUUCGCCUUGUUCAUGUUGCUCGGUAUCGGUACCUCGUUGCUCAUUCCUGAGACCAAGAGAAUGACUUUGGAGGAGAUCUGUGAGAAGUAUCACGGUGAGAUUGACACCACCAAGUUGGGUGCUGACAGAUACGUCGCUCAACAGGCUGAGUCCACCGAAUCCGAGUUGAAGGUCUAA
This is a messenger RNA of Australozyma saopauloensis, 1659 nucleotides long. It is a transcript of the gene PHO84, whose product is annotated as phosphate transporter. The transcript has a single exon. The record is from RefSeq and is a predicted model, not a curated record. Gene Ontology annotation, biological process: phosphate ion transport; transmembrane transport. Gene Ontology annotation, molecular function: phosphate transmembrane transporter activity. Bases 1 to 1659 code for a protein of 552 amino acids. Lineage: Eukaryota; Fungi; Ascomycota; Pichiomycetes; Serinales; Metschnikowiaceae. Gene Ontology annotation, cellular component: membrane.